Molecule: messenger RNA, 599 nt
Organism: Camellia sinensis
Lineage: Eukaryota; Viridiplantae; Streptophyta; Magnoliopsida; Ericales; Theaceae
Source: RefSeq, a predicted model, not a curated record
UUCUAGGUUUACAUUGUACUCCCAAACUUCCUCCACCACCAAACCACCACCACCACCACCACCACCACCAUGUUCAGACAGUCUGGCACAAAUGAAGCAAGCCCUAAUUCAAGACAAGAAGACCCUACUUUCUUGUUCUUGCACUUCCCUUCACCUUUUCUUGACAACAGUGAUCCAUUAUUUGUGCCCCAACAAGAUGAGAUCAUAGAUAGUCAUCGAACCGACCGUGAGAUCCACAUGGAGGGUUCAAAGAAGCCUCCAAGAUUCUGUCUGAAGAGGAAGAAGAGAACUGAUGACGGUGCCAAAAACCCUAACCCUAGAAAGAGAAGUGGCAAGACAGAUCGGCAUAGCAAGAUUUACACGGCUAAUGGUCCGAGAGAUCGGAGAAUGAGAUUAUCGGUUCAGAUUGCCCGAAAGUUUUUUGAUCUCCAAGACAUGUUAGGCUUUGAUAAAGCAAGUAAAACCAUAGAGUGGCUUUUUUCCAACUCAAAGGCCGCGAUUAGAGAACUCACCGGAAAUCUACCCCAAUUGAAUUACAAUUGUGGUCGCCAUGGGAAGGCAGAGCGUGUCGUCCUCGUUGGAGUGUGAAAUUGCCAUUA